AUGGGGUUGUCGAAGUCGAGCAGGAUAUUGAUCCUGUUGGCGAUUGAUUCGGCCUUCUUUCUGCUGGAGUUGGUUGUUGGCUAUGCGGUGCAUUCGCUCGCCCUCGUCGCCGACUCCUUCCAUAUGCUCAACGAUGUGUUAUCGCUCUGCGUUGGAUUAUGGGCCGUCAAGGUCGCGAACCAGAAGAAUCACUCGAAGAUGUACACGUAUGGGUGGCAACGCGCGGAAACGCUAGGUGCGCUCAUCAAUGGCGUCUUCCUCGUCGCUCUGUGUCUCUCUAUCUUCCUCGAGGCGAUUCAGAGGUUUGUCGAACCGCAGGAAGUCUCACAUCCUAAGCUGGUCCUCAUUGUGGGUUGCUUUGGACUGGCAUCGAACGUCAUUGGACUCUUCCUCUUCCACGAUCACGGGCAUGGUCAUGGCGGACAUUCGCACGGAGCAAAGGGAGAUGUCGCUGCUGCGGAAGAGGGACAUGCACAUGGCAUCGAUGCGGAAGACCACACGGUAGCUGACCAGGGUGGGAAUGUUGCGGAGGUUCUACCCCAGACGCGCGUUGGGAACUUCUCGUCUGCCGUUGGAGAUGGACAGGCUAAGCCGGGAAAUUCGCGAGAAAUUCAAUGGACUCCGACCGCAGAAAGGACGCCCCGUAGGUCUGCCUCUGGCAAGCGCAUCCCCAAGCGUCAUCAUCGAUCGCGAUCCCGAGGCUAUUCUACGCUCGACGAGAUUUACGUCCAUCCUUCUUCGUUCCGAAACAGCAUUAUCGAAUCAUCGCGGCUGGAGCAGGAAGAGUCGGGGUCGGACGCGGAUAACGAGAAUGCCGUAGCAGACGAGGAGGAGUCCACGGAGGCAUCUCCACUGCUCCACAAGUCCAAGAGCGCUGAUGGCAAGGCUUCACCGAAGAAGGAUUACCAUAUCGACCACAGGCAUGCCCAGCCGCAGCAGGAAGGCAAAGGCGGACACGGUCAUGGGCAUGGAGACCUGAAUAUGCGCGGAGUCUUUCUGCACGUUAUGGGCGAUGCCCUGGGCAACAUCGGUGUCAUUACGUCUGCGCUCAUCAUCUGGCUUACCAACUACUCGUGGAGAUUCUACUCGGAUCCGCUAAUCUCGCUUAUUAUCACCGUCAUCAUCCUCUGCUCCGCCAUUCCGCUCUGCAAGGCCGCAUCCCGCAUACUCCUCCAGGCCGUUCCCGCAGGACUCUCGAUUGACGACAUCAAGGACGACAUCACCGAGCUCGACGGCAUCAUCUCCUGUCACCACCUGCACGUCUGGCAGCUGUCAGACACCAAGCUCAUCGCCUCGCUGCACGUCCAGGUCAGUUUCGACUUCAAAGGCGAAGGUUCCGCACGAUACAUGGAACUAGCUCGCGAAAUCCGCAAGUGUCUCCACGAAUACGGCAUCCAUUCCUCCACUAUCCAGCCAGAAUUUUGUCUCGACGCGAAUCAUGAUCAUUCCGCACAUGAGAGCAGUGCUGACGAGGCGGCGGCAUCUCGCAAUGGAAGUCAUAGGAGCUCAGGGGGGAACAGCAAAAACGGCAGCGUGACAGGUGACCCUGAAGCCUGCUUGUUGGAGUGCAGUGAUGCCUGCGGGGACAGCAAGCAAUGCUGUAAUCCGGGUAUCAAGGGGUGUGGAGGAGCAAAGUAA
Trematosphaeria pertusa is the source of this 1638-nucleotide messenger RNA. RefSeq names its product cation efflux protein. Gene Ontology annotation, molecular function: zinc ion transmembrane transporter activity. The record is from RefSeq and is a predicted model, not a curated record. Bases 1 to 1638 code for a protein of 545 amino acids. NCBI's taxonomy places the organism in Eukaryota, Fungi, Ascomycota, Dothideomycetes, Pleosporales, Trematosphaeriaceae. Gene Ontology annotation, biological process: zinc ion transmembrane transport; intracellular zinc ion homeostasis. The transcript has 3 exons. Gene Ontology annotation, cellular component: membrane.